Molecule: messenger RNA, 2208 nt
Organism: Aspergillus wentii DTO 134E9
Lineage: Eukaryota; Fungi; Ascomycota; Eurotiomycetes; Eurotiales; Aspergillaceae
Product: transcription factor TFIIIC subunit TFC6
Exons: 2
Coding region: 1-2208 (735 amino acids)
Biological process (GO): transcription by RNA polymerase III
Cellular component (GO): transcription factor TFIIIC complex
Molecular function (GO): protein binding
Source: RefSeq, a predicted model, not a curated record
AUGACCAGAUCGCGCAGGUCUACGCGCUUGACAGGCCCCAGGACUAAAUAUACAGAAGAUCCAUUCGAAGUCGCUGGGGUUAGCGGAGGUUCAGACUCAGAGGCUAUUCCGAAGCCGUCCGAGCGGAAAGGAAAGAGAGCAGCCAAGGCAGAUGACUCGUCCGACGAAGAGUUUCAAGACGUCCCUGAUGACGAGGAAGAAGAUGAAGAUGUUGACAUGGAAAAUGACGACGAUGUCUACCUGGGAAGUGGAGAUGAAGAGCCUCCCAUGGAAGAAGAUGACGAGCAAGAAGGAGACGAGAAGAGCAGUGGGAGAAAGGUUCCCCAUCCGCGAUACCACAAGAAACGACGACCAGAUGGGACGGUCGUGCUAUCUGGGGACGAGACGCACUCUCGGGGUAUCGUGAAUCCCUCUGAACAUGUUGGGAAAACGGUCCAUUUCCGGGUGACCUUUGGUACGGAUGAGAGGGAUGUCCUGGCUAUUAUAUAUGCGAGGGACCGGUGGGGUCGGGGCAUUGAUUCGUGCUUUCCCACCCGCUCUUCUUUGAAUGAGGCUCUGAAGAUGCCUGAAUAUGGUUACGGGCCGACAUUCGGGGUUGACCCGGAAGAUGUCAAGAGGGAAAGUACUCGGGGUUGGGACUGGUAUUACGGUGAUGAUAUUGGAGGGCGAUUCAGAAAAAAGCAACGCCUGGAGAAAAUCAGUGAAGAUAACGCCCGCCGAACUUAUAUGCCGCAGCCCAAAGAGGAAAAGCAUUCUGUCUUCAUGGGACCGACUGACAACCAGACACUGUUUAAGCUGGGGCUACACGAGUCGGUGAACUUUGGCGAAGCGUGGGGAGAGGCUAAGCAAAAACCAUCAUCGAAAGAAGAUCGAGCAGACACUUCAGGAGCACCUAAGAAGAUGCGAGAGGGCUGGGUUCUAAACAUGGGCCAAAAGAUUCAAUGCACAGCUUGGGCGCCAAAUCAACCGGGUCUCACUCAGUAUCUAGCCGUUGUGGCUCCAAUAUCAGAAGAACAGAAAAAUGGGUACAAGGGCCCGUUCGAGGGUAAAAUGGCUCCAGCAUUCAGCCCAUCAGCGCCAUAUCCGAGUACAUUGCAGCUGUGGACAUUCAAGGCAAAAAGAGGUGAUUCACUGACGAAGCCUCUUGACAUGGAUUUCAAGCCCAGAUUACGACUGGCUCUAUGCACAGAUUGGGGUGACUUGAAACGGUUGUCGUGGUGUCCUAUGCCUCGAGCUACACGGGAUGAAGAUGACGAAGACGCUUUGAAAAACAUUGGUCUUGUGGCAGGUGUUUGGGGAGAUGGGUGCGUAAGGGUCCUUGAUAUCAAGAUUAGUCGGGAUCCCAACACAGCGGAAUUCUACAAAGUUCAUUCUUCCGUCUUCACAGCAAAGCCUCCUUCGACUGUGUGUACGUGUGUGACGUGGCUAUCUCCAAGUGACAUUGCUGUAGGCUGUGCCAACGGGUUCGUUGCGAUCUGGAGUAUUGCGCCUUCACAGACGUCUCAAUCGAACCCCCUGCCAUACUUUUAUCAACAAGUCCACUCGACAUACAUCCUUAAUCUAGCAUCGGCCUAUCCAAUGCACCCUCAUAUCAUAUGUACUACAUCCAUGGAUGGAGAGACCCGGAUGUCAUCGAUUACCGACCACCAGAAAGAUAAGGUCGAAACAAACCGCAUGCGUAUAGGAUCCCCGUUUGUAUCAUUCUCUCCCUGGCUGCAUUCAUUCUUCUCCAGCGAUGAGAAUGACUUUGUCCGGCUUCUGGCUGUGCGGCGAUUUUUCACCACAACUGCCGUAGCUAGACUUCCCAGUACAAUUUCCGCGUUGGCGCCGUGUAGCUCCUGGCAUCCGGCGGUGAUGUUUGGAUGCACUGGGGGUGCAGUAGUUGCGACAAACCCCAUACGACGACUUUUACAUCCCAAGGAAAAACAAUGGCAGCAGAUAUGGUUUUCACAUGAAUGGGUGCGGGGCAAGGAGGCUGGGAGUCCUGGAGUGAGUCGGUUCCAAGAUGGAUAUCGAGCGGACAGCAUCAGCCUAUUACGGAAUAUGAUGGGCGACCGGAAGUUGAUUAACGGUACCAUGAUGAUUACUAUAUUCGAAGAAGGGACUCACAUCACGGCGUUAUCAUGGAACCCCAAUCAACCGUGUGCGGGAUGGGCUAGUGCAGGGACGGGCUGCGGUCUGCUUCGAGUAGAGGAUCUAGCUGUCUAG